AUGAAAUCAGGUGAUCCUGGUUCUGAGCACCACCACUCUAGUGCCUUCAGGGUGAUAGAAUACGAGCUGAGCCUGUUGUACGAGGUUCUCCACACCAAGGUAGUUGUGGCACGUCGCGGUAUUGGAUGUAUCUUUCGCUUUCUUAGUUUCUGUUUCAUGGUUACGGCAGCUCUAGUUUUCUACUCGGUUGAAAAAAAGCAUGAUAGUAAGCUGGAUAUCGGCCUCACUUAUGGGUUGCUUGGUGGAGCCAUCGUCCUCGAUAUCGUGUCUAUCUUUCAGCUCAUCUCUUCAGGUUGGUUUCUCAGUAUACUUAAGGAGAGAUGGACUAGGAGAUAUCUCCCCUCAAUCAUUGUGAAAAGACGAAGGUGGUCUGGUUCUGUCUACCACUACAACAUUAUCAGUUAUUGCCUGGAUGAACACCCCAAGUGGCUCUACAAAUUGGUUGCAUAUUUCCGUGUUGUAGGUAUCCUAGACAAGAUCAAAAUCCUGCUCUUUUCAUCUAUAGAGAAGGACACUGAAGUUUUGAAGAUGCUUAUAUUCUCUUGUUUCAACUUCAAGGCCUUAAUGGAAGAGGAAGAAGUGUAUAACUCAGAACGUAAAAUUGAUAAAUUAUUAGGAGACUUGAGUCUCCAGGUCAUGAACCUUAACAAAGUCCAGUGGAACUUUAGAGCGUUGAAGGGCUUUAAUGCAAAAACCUUUCUCACAUGCCACUUAGCUAGUGAGAUAUUCUUCUAUCACAAGGUUAAGUCAUGUGAGCCUGAGGAUGAUGAUAAUCGAGAGACCGAGCAGCUAUCUGACAUAGCCGUAAUUGUAAGUUUAAGGAUUCUGUCGAAUUACUUGUUUUAUAUACUGCUCAUGAAGCCCGCGAUGUUGUCCACAGUUAUAAGCGAUUGGGAGGUAAUCUUCCAGGAUACAUGCGCUGAGGCUAAGAUAUUCUUCGAGAAAAACGAAAUAUUGCAUUUUUCGGAAGCCUGGGAGAAGAUUAGAUCCGUGACUACGUCGGAAUUUCAAACUUCUUACACCAUGGACGGAAACAGUUUAAGCAAAUCUGUGUUCUCUGAUGCAUGUAAACUUGCAAAUGAUCUCCUUUCGCGUGGGCAAGCACUCCUGGACUUGCUCUGUUUCUGGAUGCAAUAUUUUGCCAAUGCCGCGAUUAACUGCGAACCAGCUAUACAUGCUCAGCAGCUAAGUACGGGCGGAGAGCUUUUAACUCUCGCAUGGUUACUGCUAAAUCAUUUGGGCUUCGGAACACAGUUAUCUGAACAAAUGCAGCAGCCAACAGAGGGAACAGAAUGGUUGAUAGAAGCACGGGAUUAA
Morus notabilis is the source of this 1317-nucleotide messenger RNA. RefSeq lists its product as uncharacterized. NCBI's taxonomy places the organism in Eukaryota, Viridiplantae, Streptophyta, Magnoliopsida, Rosales, Moraceae. The transcript has a single exon. Bases 1 to 1317 code for a protein of 438 amino acids. The record is from RefSeq and is a predicted model, not a curated record.